AGAGGUCCGCGAAAACAAAGGAACCCGAUUGCACUGUCCGCGUCAUUGCCGUGCGCUUGGGAGUCUGUGUGUGCUUGUGUCUGCGCACUGUAUAAUUCAAUCCACCUCGCUGCCCCUCGCGCGUGCACGGUGAAGACGGUAGCAACGUUGGCUCUCCCUCCUUUAGUGUUAUUAUCAUCAUUAUUAUUAUUAUUAUUUCAUACUCCGCCUCGAGCCUCAUCCUUUAGUUUUAUUUCUCAAAGCCUAACAUUUCACUCCCCGGGGCUUUUGAUCCGCUAUCCUCGCCCCUCUUCCUCUCAAUCAACGCAUGUUUCGCUUCCACACUCGUCGGCUGCUGUGCGUCGCAGCAGCAGCCACCACCCCCUCGCCGGACGUGUUGCAGGUAACGAAGGGCGUGGCGAACAGACUGGAGGAUCUGUCGCCGCGUGCCAUUACCGAAAUCCUUAACGCGUACAUCGUGGGACAGGAAGCAGGGAAGAAGGCUGUGGCCAUCGCCCUGCGCAACCGCUGGCGUCGCCGUCAGCUGAAGGACGUCGACCUCCGCAAGGAAGUGCUGCCGAAGAACAUGCUGCUGAUUGGUCCUACCGGGGUUGGAAAGACGGAGAUCUCGCGCCGCAUGGCCCGCAUCACCGACGCCCCCUUUAUAAAAGUGGAGGCGACCAAGUACACGGAGGUCGGCUUCAAGGGGAAGGACGUGGAGAGCAUCAUUGAAGACCUCUACACAAAUGCAAAGCUCAAGGCACGUCGCGCGCUAGAGAAGGAGCGACACAGCGAGGCACUCUCCAUGGCGCUCGACACGGUGUACAGCGCGUGGUCGGUGAGCCGGCGGAUGCAGGUAAUGGAUCGCACCAUUCGCAGCGCGUCGAAGGCGGAGGAGGCAGCAACGGCAACCGCCGAGAGCGGCGCUAACGCAUUGGAGAGCAGCAGCAGUGACGACGUCGCGUCGACUAAGGCUAAAGAAGGCGCCGUGUCAGACGACGAAGCCGUCGCUGCUGCAGCGGCCGCCGCCGCCACCACGGAAGUCCAGCAGCACACCCUCGAGUACUUCCGCGAGCACUACGAGGAGGAGCCGAUCAAGAGCGACAUGGUGACCAUCGACAUCACCGCGCCGCAGCCGCCGUCGAAGCCGAAGGAGGGCGGCAUCGACCUGCAAUCGGUUGGCAUGCUGCUGGGGUUGAGCGGAGAGCCGAAGCGGCCGAAGAUGUCUGUCACAAAGCGUGUGGUGGACGCCGUCCCGCUGGCGACGCAGGAGGCGCUGGAUAAGCUGAUUGAUGAGGCCUCCGUCAACACGUUAGCGCGUGCGCUGGCGGAGGAGGAAGGAGUUGUAUUUGUGGAUGAAAUCGACAAGGUGGUGGCCGAGCCGUCCAGCGCCAACGCCGACGUCAGCUCGACCGGGGUGCAGCAGGACCUGCUGCCGCUGAUUGAAGGGUCCAACGUGACCAUGAAGGACGGCAGCGUCAUCGCGACGGACAACAUUUUAUUUAUCUGUUCCGGUGCCUUCCACGUUGCCAAGACGUCGGACAUGAUCGCGGAGUUGCAGGGGCGGCUGCCGGUGCGGGUGGAGCUGCAGGCCCUGACCGAGAACGACUUCCGCCGCAUCCUGACGGAGCCGAAGUUCAACCUGCUCCGACAGCAGCAGGAGAUGAUGAAAACGGAGGGCAUCGAAGUCGCCUUCCCCGAGGAGGGCGUCAACGCGCUGGCGAAGGUGACGUGUGCGGUGAACGCGCAGGGGCAGAACAUUGGGGCACGUCGGCUGAACACCGUACUGGAGCGGGUGAUGGACGAGUACAGCUUCAACUGCGAGGACUACGCGGGCAAGAAGAUCGAAGUGACGGCGAAGAUUGUGCAGGAGGCGACGGAGAAGCUGCAGAAGAACGUCAACCUAGCCAAGUAUCUGCUGUGA
This is a messenger RNA of Leptomonas pyrrhocoris, 1903 nucleotides long. Its product is annotated as putative mitochondrial heat shock protein HslVU. The coding region runs from base 308 to 1903 and encodes 531 amino acids. Gene Ontology annotation, cellular component: HslUV protease complex. The record is from RefSeq and is a predicted model, not a curated record. Gene Ontology annotation, molecular function: ATP binding; peptidase activity; ATP hydrolysis activity. The transcript has a single exon. NCBI's taxonomy places the organism in Eukaryota, Euglenozoa, Kinetoplastea, Trypanosomatida, Trypanosomatidae.